AUGAGUACUAAUGAUGCAACUCGAUUUUUUGAUACAUCAGGUUGUUUAAAUUUAUCUCGACCAACAAGUGCUACACGAAUAGUAUCAGCUAAACAAAAUAAACGAAUUAUGACGCCUUCAAUGCCAAUACGAGGUCAAAUUAAAAUUGAUUUAUAUAAUUUUGAUCAUAUUGAUUUUGUUGAUUCAAAAUAUGUUUUAACAAGUCCACGUUCACUUGAAGCUUGUGCUCGUCUUAAUAUUAAACCUACAACAUUACUUCCAAAAAAAUUAAUUGAUAUUUCAUCUGAUCAAGUACGUUUUUCAACAUUAGUUGAUGUUCGUGAUGAAAUGGAAAUUGAUCGAUUAGCUAAAUUACAAUCUUGUCGUGAAGAACGUGAAAAAAUUAUUCGAGAACAAGCACUUACAAAACCAUCAUCAAUGAAAACACUUGAUUCUAAACCAUCCUAUGUCAAUGAUAGAUCAACAAUUCGAAGAACUUAUACAAAAACAAAAUCUAAUCCUUCCAAUACACAUCUACAUGAUUUUAAUAAUCCAUCGAGUACUAUAUCAAAUCGUUUUCAAUUAACAACUAGAGAAAAGUCUUUUCAACAUGAUACAAAUUCUCAUCGUCCACCAAGACCAACAUCAUCUACUCGUUCAACUGUAGUUAAUUCAAAUUUGAAAUCAUCUGAUGGUCUGAAUGAGUUACGAACAUCAUCUUCAGCUAGUUUCUUAGAUGAUGUUCGACGAAUGGAUCAAAGUCUUCAACGUAUCGGAACAUCAAAACCGAAUAAAAACGAAGGAUAUAUAAAUGGACUUGAAAAUGCUAAACAAAUGAUAGAACAACGUGCAACACGAACAGGAUUAAACAAUGAUCUUGAAAACUUAGCAUUGGAAAAAAAUCAAUAUGAACUUUUACUUUCACAUUAUGAUCAUGAAUUAAAAAUUCAAAAAGCAAGAGAAAAUGCACGUCGAACAGAAAAAGAAAAAGAAGCUGAACGUUUUGAAUUAUUAAUGCAUGAUUUCUUAGAUCAAACAAUGGCUGAAGAACGUCGACAAAAUGAACUUCGUCGAAAAAUGGAAAAACUUCAUCAUUCACGUCAACUUUAUGAAACAUUACAAGCAAAAAAUCAUGAAUCACAAACGGCUGAUAUACAAAAACGUCGUUUAGAAUUACUUAAUGAAAUAAAACGAAAAGAUCGUCGAACAGAACAUUUUGUUAAAGAUAAACAAGAUACUACUAAAUUAUCUCGAAUAUUAGCUAAAUCAUCACAAGAUACUCGAGAAUAUAUAAGAGAAACAAAUGAAGGUUUUGAUCAAAAAGCUAAAAAAGCUGAAUUAGCAAGUAGUAUUUUAGUUACAAAACCAAAAGUAGUUGUCGAUCGACGUCAAUUACAAUCAUCAAUUCCAACAUAA
Messenger RNA from Rotaria sordida, 1395 nucleotides. The record is from the annotation of a GenBank genome assembly. Lineage: Eukaryota; Metazoa; Rotifera; Eurotatoria; Philodinida; Philodinidae.